AUGAGUUACCAACAACAGCCCCCCUAUCCUCCCCAGCCUGCCUACGGACCUCCUCCUGGUAACUACGGACCUCCUCAGGGUGGCUACCCUCCCCAGCAGCCGUACGGUGGUUACCCUCCUCAGGGUCCUCCUCCUGGACAAUACGCACCUCAACCCCCCAUGGGAUACCCGCAGCAACCACCUCCACCACAGGAGAAAAAGAGUCACGGCUGCCUUGGUGCCUGGUGA
Molecule: messenger RNA, 228 nt
Organism: Aspergillus pseudonomiae
Lineage: Eukaryota; Fungi; Ascomycota; Eurotiomycetes; Eurotiales; Aspergillaceae
Exons: 3
Coding region: 1-228 (75 amino acids)
Source: RefSeq, a predicted model, not a curated record